Molecule: messenger RNA, 853 nt
Organism: Suillus subalutaceus
Lineage: Eukaryota; Fungi; Basidiomycota; Agaricomycetes; Boletales; Suillaceae
Exons: 6
Coding region: 29-373 (114 amino acids)
Source: RefSeq, a predicted model, not a curated record
AUUCACUCACUUACUCCUACUUACUAUCAUGGGUUUCCUCGACGCCUUCUCUAGCUCCCAGACCCAGUACGACAGUUUCCAAAGCGAUGAUGCACCUCACCAAGCUAGCUUGAGCCACGAGCUCCUUGGUGGUGCCGUCGCCUUCGAAGCUGCAAAGGCUUAUGAAGAUCAUUGUGCCAGGAAUGGCAAGCCCCCAAGCCAUGCUUUGGCCAAGGAACUUUUCGCUGGUUUCGCAGGAGCUGCCGUUGACCGUUUGGUCGAGACGAAGGGUGCUGACGCGUGGUCUGCGCACCAGAGGCAGAGAGCCCAGUCGCAUGCUCAGGAGCAGAUCCAGGAAACAUUCACCGAAGAUGUUUACCAGCAGAACUACUAGUUCUGGUGAAAGAGUUAUACCACCUGUCAAAUGACUUGUACUUGAUACUUGAAUCCGAACAACCUGUAUAGCCAUGCAAGGCAUUUCAAUUUCAUGGACGAACCAUUUCGUAUAUACAUUGCGUGCCAAAAUACAUACAUAGCCUGCACAACAACCAUUCAAGAUUCUCGAUUGAUCCAUACUCUAAAUGGCGAACAAAACUAUGCAGCCACGUCACAAACUUAUUGCGCUUUUGUGAGCCACUUUUUCAAGCUCGUUUUACCCAUCUUGUCGACUGCCUUUUUGAUAUCAUCCCAGGUCAAAACACUUCGAUAUCGAGCGAAUCCUGGAGCUAUGCUCGUAGACGAGGCGGUUACGCAUAUGAAUAUUCUUUCACCGAUCAGUCGCUCAAACCCCUGAAUUGUAUUAGACGUCAACAACUAAAAAUAGGCCUAUCAGAAUUCUGGACACACCCUCAUCAGAACUUCCCGAGUACACCGA